AUGGGAACCCUAUCCAGCUUCAGCCCCAGCUUAGCCGCUCCAAAUUGGUGCGGUUUUGGUGUAAAAUUUCAGAAUAGCCACAGCAGCAAGUUUUUCCUCUGCGGAGAAACUUUGUUGAGGAGGAGACGGCGGUUGGUCUCCGAAGGCGGCUCAGGGAGGUUUAAUCCUACAAUCAAGUCGUGCUACAAUGGCGGAAACAAUCGGAACGAUGAUAGAAGUAGUAACGGUGCUGAGCGAGAUAGUACAGAGAAUUCAAAUUUAGCUACAAUGGCGACGGCAGAGAAAAAUUCCAAUGAUAAUGGCGAUGAACCGUCGGUUUCUGUGUCUUCCCGUCCACAAACAAUUUCAUCAGUUGGACCUGCUUACAGUAAUUUCCAAUUAGACUCUUUUAAAUUGAUGGAGCUUCUGGGCCCGGAAAGAGUCAAUCCAGCUGACAUAAAGGUUAUUAAGGAAAAGUUAUUUGGCUACUCGACCUUUUGGGUAACUCGAGAAGAACCGUUUGGUGAUUUAGACGAAGGCAUUCUUUUUCUCGGCAACCUUCGGGGAAAGAGGGAAGAUGUUUUCAUGAAACUUCAGAGCCAACUAACAGAAGUAAUGGGCGACAAAUACAACCUAUUUAUGGUGGAGGAGCCUAAUUCCGAAGGGGAAGACCCCCGGGGUGGGCCCCGGGUCAGCUUUGGCUUGCUGCAGAAAGAGGUUUUAGAACCAGGUGAAACAACACUUUGGCAGUAUGCGAUUGCCUUUCUGUUGUUCCUUCUCACCGUUGGCUCAUCAGUGGAGCUCGGAAUAGCAUCUCAGAUUAAUAGACUUCCUCCAGAGGUGGUCAAAUAUUUUACAGAUCCUAACGCUAUUGAACCCCCGGAAAUGAAGCUCCUGUUUCCAUUUGUGGAUGCUGCUUUGCCUCUGGCUUAUGCCGUAUUGGGUGUUCAACUGUUUCAUGAAGUUGGGCAUGCUUUGGCUGCUUUUCCACGGAAAGUGAAACUAAGUAUUCCUUUUUUCGUUCCAAACAUUACCCUGGGGAGUUUUGGAGCAAUCACUCAGUUCAAAUCCAUCCUUUCUGAUCGGAAAGCCCUAGUAGAUAUUUCGUUAGCCGGACCAUUUGCUGGCGCUGCACUGUCUUUCUCUAUGUUCACUGUUGGCCUGCUGCUCUCAUCAAACCCAUCUGUGGCAGGAGAACUGAUUCAGGUCCCAAGCAUGCUUUUUCAAGGUUCUUUGCUUCUAGGUCUUAUCAGCAGAGCUUUUUUGGGUUAUGCGACUUUGCAUGCAUCUACUGUUUCAAUCCAUCCUCUGGUGAUUGCUGGCUGGUGUGGAUUGACAUCCUCGGCUUUUAAUUUGCUACCGGUGGGAUGUCUCGAUGGUGGAAGGGCCAUGCAGGGGGCUUUCGGGAAAACUGCACUAGUUUUUUCUGGUUUGGCAACAUACGGCCUGCUUGGUUUAGGAGUGCUAGGUGGACCCUUGUCACUUCCUUGGGGACUAUAUGUGCUGAUAUGUCAGAGGGCUCUCGAAAAACCAUGCCUGAACGAUGUGACAGAAGUCGGGGCUUGGAGAAAAGCACUUUUUGUGGCGGCAACAGUACUUGUAGUGAUGACUCUCCUUCCGGUGUGGGAUGAGCUGGCAGAAGAGUUGGGUAUAGGGCUCGUAACCUCGUUUUGA
This is a messenger RNA of Striga hermonthica, 1653 nucleotides long. The record is from the annotation of a GenBank genome assembly. Lineage: Eukaryota; Viridiplantae; Streptophyta; Magnoliopsida; Lamiales; Orobanchaceae.